AGUCAUUCUCAGCGGUGAUUCAGUCAAACAAAUCUACUUUCAGUUCCACUUUAGCGCACCAUUACACCUGCCAUUGAACAACAGGAAGUGAAGUGAAACUUGAAGCUCAUCUUCAUACGAGAAACAGAGAGAGAGAGAGAGAAUCCGUUCCACUCACAGUCACGAUGCAGAGAAACAGCAUGCAAACACCUUCCACAAAUCUAAAGAUUGUUCUGGUUGGUAAAACUGGAUCAGGCAAAAGUUCAGCAGGAAACACCAUCCUGGGUCCACAGUAUCCUAAGUAUUUUAAUACAGAUGCUUCACCAGAGUCUGUUACUAAAACCUGUGAGAGACGAGAUGUAAAGAUUGGUGACCGGAACAUCUCAGUCAUCGACACUCCAGGACAGUUUGAUACAUCAAUGUCAGAACAAGAAAUGAAGACUGAGAUUGAGAAGUGUGUAGAGUUGUCUGUUCCUGGUCCGCAUGCAUUUCUGCUGGUCAUCGAAGUGAGGAGAUUCACAGUAGAAGAGAAGAGUGCAGUGAAAUGGAUCCAGGAGAACUUUGGAGAAGAUGCUGCACGUUACACCAUCAUUCUGUUCACUCACGCUGAUCAGCUGAAGGGAAAACCAUUAGAUGAUUAUAUCAGUGAAAGUAAUGAUCUCAAAGCUUUUGUUAAUAAUUGUGGUGACAGAGUUCAUUCGUUCAACAAUGAAAAUAUUCAGAACCGCUCUCAGGUCACAGAACUGCUGGAGAAGAUUGACAUGAUGGUGGAGAGUAAUGGAGGGGAGCACUACACCAAUGAGAUGUAUAGAGAAGCCCAGAAAAAAGUUGAAUGGGAGGCUUGGAAACAAAACGCUAAAACAGCACUAACAUACAUCGUACCGGGAGCAGUAGGAGCAGCAGGAGCAGCAGGAGUAGCAGCAGUGGGAGGACCAGCAGGAGCAGUAGCACUAGCAGGACGAGCAGCAACAGCAGUAGGAGGAGUAAUAAUAGGAGCAGUAAAAUCAGGCUUGAAAUUCUAGGACACUAUUCCUCUAAUUAAAUAACAAAGAAAGAAAGAAAGAAAGAAAAAGAAAGAGAAAGAAAGGGAAUAUUCUGCCACUAAAUGUGGGGAGUACAUUAUGUUUUUAUGCUACCUGAAUUUGAGUCCUGGCUUGUUGUCCUUUGCCGAUUCUGUCAUUUUCUCUCCUGCUUCACUUCCUGUCAAAUUUCUCAGACUUCAUCUUCAUAGCUGCAUUAUUAGUUUUCUAAGAGUAGGAGACUUUUAUAAAAAAGCUAAAAGCAACUUUUAGUAAAGUAUAAGACUGAUUUGUGAACUAAGGACUACAAUGAUGUCAACUCAAAAUGGCCGCCCUUAACCUCUGAAUCAGCCAAUAGUGAGCCUGCAAUGGUGAAGUCACUGCAUCACAACACCAAUCAUUUAAUGUUAUUAUAAAAAAGAAUAAUUUAAAAAGACACUGAAACAUUUUAAUAUUUAAAUGUAUUUGUAAAAAAUAGCUUUGCAAAAUGAUCACAAAUUAGUAUUGAUGGUGUGGAAUCUUUUUCCUCAUUUACAGUUAGAGCAAUGAUGUGUCAUGAGUUCAUCAAUAGCUCCAACAACUCCAGGGAAGCCCACAGUCAACAUAAAAGUGUCUUGCUUUUGCUGCAUGGUUUUAUUGUCAGUUGGAAAGUCAAUGAACUGCCAUAGAGUAGAGGUCAAAUGUGAUGUCCAGCAACCAAACUGACAUCUUCAACCUUAAUUCAAAUAUUUAAAAAAAAAUGGUUUAUGAGAUGUAAGCAUACCGUGUAGCUGUGCUUGGAGUCAUUUGUUUCAUGUGUGAUAAUGAAAUGAAAUUUCAGAUUAUUUCAAUUAUUUUUGGCCAGGCUGUCAUGCAAAGAAAUUAUGAACAUGCAAAAACAAGAGAGAACCAAUUAAAUAUAAAAAACUGAUUACUGUCUUGUAUCCUGCGCCUGCUGUUUCCUUCUACUCCCCACCAGAAGUCACCGGUUCACCAUUGUGACCUUUUCAUGGCACACACAGUCACACAUCACUCUGGAUUACAUUUCCCACAAUUCCCCAUCUAGGAACCAAUCACACACACACCUGUUUCCCAUCAGUGACACUUUAUAAGCUGCACUCAAACACACACACAUUGCUGAGUAUUGUUUAGCCCUGUAUUGCGCCUUAUGUUCGACCUUGUUUCCAUGUUUCUUGCCCUGUCUGUAUUUUUGACUUUGGACUGUUUCCCGGAUUAUGAUCGUUUACUCUUUGCCUUGUCUCUCCUGAUCCUGUUUGCUGGUGUUUGACUACGCUCUUUUAAAGACCCCCUGUGGUGAAAAUCAAGUUUUGUUGUUUAUAUGUCUAUGUAGUGUUUUUAAUAUGCUUUAAGACAAACCAUGUGCAAAUUCAUAAGUUAGCACCAUUGCUCAGUAUUUUAUGUUUGAAACUUCAGUAAACCAAAUACCUGCGGUUUGAAAUCGUUGGUGUUUGUGAUGUCACAGACUACCUUGUAACCAAUCCAGCCUGAUCUCACAAUCAAAACGUACAUAUUUAGACGUAAAUUAAAACUGUCCAAUACGUAUGUGCCUUUACGUAUUUACAUUGUCUUUUACGUAUUAUCUGGACGUAAUUACAGGUUCGAUACGUAUCUAAAUUUACGUUAAAACAACCUCAAAUACGUACAAAUAUAACGUGUUCUCUGACCAGUCAGUUAUCCAUAGAAAUUUGCUCAUGAAGCUGCUUUUCAAUGCUAAAUCUAAAUUUCUAAAUUUCUUCUAAAAUUAAUCUGCUUAAUUUAUGUUAAAUACUUAUUUUGUUAUGAAGCCUUAUGAAAUAUUAACGAUAAACGUUGCGAUUCCGUUGCUAUGAUUUAAAAUAAACAAUAAUCUGACGAAACCAGAAAAGACCGCGUGCCCGACCGGAUUGAUUUCAGGGCUGCAACACAAUCAGAAUCGCUUCGUGGUUGACGUCUUGUUCUUCCUUGUGAGUUUUUAAUUUGAAUUUAAUUUGUUAAUGUAUGUUUGUGAUCUGUUUUAUGAAAUAUAUUCUUAAGUACUCA
Megalobrama amblycephala (Wuchang bream) is the source of this 3017-nucleotide messenger RNA. Its product is annotated as GTPase IMAP family member 9-like. The transcript has 3 exons. Lineage: Eukaryota; Metazoa; Chordata; Actinopteri; Cypriniformes; Xenocyprididae. The record is from RefSeq and is a predicted model, not a curated record. Gene Ontology annotation, molecular function: GTP binding. The coding region runs from base 165 to 1001 and encodes 278 amino acids.